AUGGCGGCAUCAUCCCCAGAAUUGCUCAUUGUGAAGCCUUAUGGAACAAGCCUGGGAGCCAUUAACGGGGAAACGGGUACUGAACAAGGGUUUUAUAUUCAGGUGUUGGUCCGGGAGACCUCGAGCAUCGCAGUCUGGCCCAGACAAAGAAAGUUUAAACAGGAGCUGCCUCGGAGUCCCAGCCGGAUCACAGUUGACAGCUCCGAUUUCAAAUAUAUUGCAGAUAGUUGCUUGAUAAUGCUGAGAGUCCCCGAGGGAAGAUGUCGGUGGAAUCUAAGGUGUUGGGUUAGACGUAGAUCUAACAGUGGGUCUUUGAAGACUAUCGGGGACCAGCUCAUUCUUGUCGAUGAAGAUCCGCUUCUCGGGGACUCUUGCCUGGCCACGAUUUCUGGGAAGCUCGAUCUCAGAAUGGAAAAGGAGUGA
This is a messenger RNA of Aspergillus niger, 423 nucleotides long. RefSeq lists its product as hypothetical. Bases 1 to 423 code for a protein of 140 amino acids. Lineage: Eukaryota; Fungi; Ascomycota; Eurotiomycetes; Eurotiales; Aspergillaceae. The transcript has 2 exons. The record is from RefSeq and is a predicted model, not a curated record.